GGAGUUCCUGAGGCGGACUUGGUCUCGGACUCGGUCCUGCAGCGCCUCUAGGCUGCAGAUCCAGCUCCUGCCACCUGUGCUUGGCUCCACGUCCCGAGAAGCUGGGAGGAGAGAGGAGAGAGGGAGGAGGCGAAGGGAGGAGGAAAGCGGCAGCUUACACACGCCUUCCAGUCCCUCCACUCAGAGCAGCCCAGAGACCGCUGCGGGCGCCGCUGCUAUCGCUGCCACCGCCGCUACCACCUGAGGAGACCGCCUGGACCUGUCGCCCCACUGUUGCCCCUCCCGGCAAUUCUUUCCUAGCACCAGGCUUUUUAUGCGCACUGCCACUACCAUUAUUAUUAUUAUUCCAAGAGAAGGAAAAUAACAGACCAGCUAAAAAGAACCACGUAUACCUUUCCGAAUUACUCAAGUGUCUCCCGGGAAGAGAGGGUCGCCGGUCCCGGGAGGAGCAGCCGAAGGGGCCAAGGGCGGGUGUUGAAGGGGAGACAGGAGGAGUUGGGGCACUGCGUGGUGGAAAGUUGCGGGCGGCGGAGACCCGAAGGUGCAGCGCCACAGCCCAGGGGGCGGUGUGUCUGGGACAAGCCGCUGCCCGCUGCGUCCGGACCCGCGAGCGCGCGGGCAGCGCGGGGCCGGGGAGGACGCCCCCUCCUGCGGCGCGGACUCUGUCGGUGGUCCCCGAGGAGGAGGAGGAAUAUGGCAUCGAAGGCGGCCUCCUCCUGCCGUCUGGUCUUCUGCCUCUUGAUCUCCGCUGCUGUCCUUCGGCCAGGUCUUGGAUGGUAUACUGUAAACUCAGCAUAUGGAGAUACCAUUGUCAUGCCUUGCCGACUCAGUGUACCUCAGAAUCUCAUGUUUGGCAAAUGGAAAUAUGAAAAGCCUGAUGGCUCCCCAGUAUUUAUUGCCUUCAGGUCCUCUACAAAGAAAAGUGUGCAGUACGACGAUGUACCAGAAUACAAAGACAGACUGAACCUCUCAGAAAACUACACUCUCUCUAUCAGUAAUGCAAAGAUCAGUGAUGAAAAGAGAUUUGUGUGCAUGCUCGUAACUGAGGACAACGUGUUUGAGGCACCUACAGUAGUCAAGGUGUUCAAGCAACCAUCUAAACCCGAAAUUGUAAGCAAAGCCCCGUUUCUUGAAACAGAGCAGCUUAAAAAGUUGGGUGAGUGCAUUUCAAAAGACAGUUAUCCGGAUGGCAACAUCACGUGGUACAGGAAUGGAAAAGUUCUGCAACCCCUUGAAGGAGCGGUGGUCAUAAUUUUUAAAAAGCAAAUGGACCCAGUGACUCAGCUCUAUAUCAUGACUUCAUCCCUGGAGUACAAGACAACCAAGGCUGACAUUCAAAUGCCAUUCACCUGCUCUGUGACAUAUUAUGGACCAUCCGGCCAGAAAACAGUUUACUCUGAACAAGCAGUCUUUGAUAUUUACUAUCCUACAGAGCAGGUGACAAUACAAGUGCUGCCAUCAAAAAAUGCCAUCAAAGAAGGGGACAACAUCACUCUUAAAUGCUUGGGAAAUGGUAACCCUCCUCCUGAGGAGUUUUUGUUUUACUUACCAGGACAGCCUGAAGGAAUACGAAGUUCAAAUACUUACACAUUGGCAGAUGUGAGGCGCAAUGCAACAGGAGACUAUAAAUGCUCCCUGAUAGACAAAAAAAGCAUGAUUGCUUCAACAGCCAUCACAGUUCACUAUUUGGAUUUGUCCUUAAACCCAAGUGGGGAAGUGACCAAGCAGAUUGGCGAUGCUCUGCCUGUGUCAUGCACAAUAUCUGCUAGUAGGAACGCAACUGUGGUAUGGAUGAAAGAUAACAUCAGGCUUCGAUCUAGCCCAUCAUUUUCUAGUCUCCAUUAUCAAGAUGCUGGAAACUAUGUCUGUGAGACUGCUCUGCAAGAGGUUGAAGGACUAAAGAAAAGAGAGUCAUUGACUCUGAUUGUAGAAGGAAAACCUCAGAUCAAAAUGACAAAGAAAACUGAUCCCAGUGGACUGUCUAAAACAAUAAUCUGCCACGUGGAAGGUUUUCCGAAGCCAGCUAUACAGUGGACAAUUACUGGCAGCGGAAGCGUCAUAAACCAAACAGAGGAAUCUCCUUAUAUCAAUGGCAGGUAUUAUAGUAAAAUUAUCAUUUCCCCUGAAGAGAAUGUUACAUUAACUUGCACAGCAGAAAACCAGCUGGAGAGAACAGUAAACUCCUUGAAUGUCUCUGCUAUAAGUAUUCCAGAACACGAUGAGGCAGACGAGAUAAGUGAUGAAAACAAAGAAAAGGUGAAUGACCAGGCAAAACUAAUUGUGGGAAUCGUUGUUGGUCUCCUCCUCGCUGCCCUAGUUGCUGGUGUCGUCUAUUGGCUGUACAUGAAGAAGUCAAAGACUGCAUCAAAACAUGUAAACAAGGAUCUUGGUAAUCUGGAAGAAAACAAAAAGUUAGAAGAAAACAAUCACAAAACAGAAGCCUAAGAGAGAAACUGUUUCACUUGUUGUCCAGAGAAAAGAAAACUAUAUAGACCAAUUGAAGCAUGAACGUGGAUUGUAUUUAAGACAUAUACAAAGACAUUGACGGCAAUUCAUGGUUCAAGUGUUAAGCAGUUCAUUCUACCAAGCUGUCACAGGAUUUUAGAGAAUUAUCUCAAAUAAAACAAUGAAAUGAAAUUACAAACAAUAACAACAAGUUUUGGCAGCCAUGAUAAUAGGUCAUAUGUUGUGUUGGUUUGAUUUUCUUUUCUGUAAAUGUCUGCACUGAGAAUUCCUUUUUGGUUUGCCUUUUAUGUAAAUUUUUUACGUAGCUAUUUUUAUACACUGUAAGCUUUGUUCUGGGAGUUGCUGUUAAUCUGAUGUAUAAUGUGAUGCUUUUAUUUCAAUUGUUUAUAUGGAUAAUCUGAGCAGGUACAUUUCUGAUUCUGAUUGCUAUCAGUAAUGCCCCCAGACUUUAUCACAAGCACCUAAAUCCCAAAGGUGGCAGCUUGUGAAGAUUGGGGACACACAUUGCCCUAAUCAAAAACUGAUUUUUAUCACUAGGGAGGAGGAGGCAAAGAGUGAGGUUGAUUAGCACCAGAUGAACUACUUCUGUGUAUGUGCCACCAGCUGACUCUCAAGGAAAUCACACGCACAUGUGCACACAAACAUAAUAAUGGUGCUCCCAAACUGACAAUUUUGCCUAUUCUGAAAAAAACAUCACAUAGAAUUUGGGUAGCAUUUACCUUUAGAGACACCUGCUAGUAAAUUAUUUUCUGUCAAAAUAAGAAAACAAAUCAAUGAAUGAGAGACAGUUUGGAAAAAUCAUGGAUAACAUUCCCAUUUUCAUAGGUCACUAUGUAAAUCACCGUAAUUGAAAAUUGGAGUUAAAUCCUUUGGGUUAUCCACUGCCUUAAAAUUAUACCUAUUUCCUUUAAAAAAAAAAAAAGAUAUCAGUCAGAAUUGGAGAUUUUUAACAGUGAUCAUUAUCAAAGCUGUGUUAUUUUCCACAGAAUAUAGAAUAUAUAUUUUUUUCGUGUGUUUUUGUUAACUACGCUACAGAUAUUGAAUGCACCUUGAGAUCAUUUAGUGUUUUUAACUGGUACAUAAUUUAUCAAGCAGUACAUCAAAAAGUGUAAUAAUAAAAUGUCUAUAUACCUUUAGUUACAUUCAAAUUUGUAACUUUAUAAACAUGUUUUAUGCUGGAGGAAAUUUAUAGGGUGGUAGUGUAAAUGGAAACUUUUUGAAGUAGGCUGGAUAUGGGCCAAUAGCUACUUGGGACUAGACUUUUAAACUUUGCUCUUUCAAGCAGAAGCCUGGUUUCUGGGAGAACACGGCAUGGCCAUUUUUAUCAUGGAUUUACAUAACUUUAUUGAAGAAAAAUGAACAUCAGAUUUCCAGGUAUAGAACUGUGUUCUUUGGGAGGAAAGGAAAACUGGUGUUUGUUUUUUAGAUUGAUGGAAUAAAAAAUUAGGAAGGCAAUGAAAAAUAAAUUGAAGAUUAAAGUCAGAUGAAGAUUAGGAAUAAAUACUUUGCCACUUCUGCAUUAUUUAGAAACACACAUUGUACGUUUGUAAACCGUUUGCUGUCUGAGCAAUAGUGACUCAGUUUAAUAAAAGCUUCCUAUAGUGUAUUGGUAUGAAUUAAAUACAUAAAAUAUCCUAUUAGACUUGAUGCUGUAUAAAAUAUUAUGGGAAAAAAGAAAAUAUGUUAUUUUGCCUCUAAACUUUGAUUUAUUGAAGUUUUAUUUGGCAGGAAAAAAUUGAAUCUUGGUCAAUAUUUAAACCAAAGUGAAAGGGGAAAAACCAAAGUUAUUUGUUUUGCAUGGCUACGCCAUUCUGUUAUCUCUGUAAAUACUGUGAUUUUUUUUCUUUUAUCUUUAGAAUUUUGUUAAAAAAAUUCUAAAAUUUUUAAACACCUGCUUUCCACAAUAAACCAUGAACACUAAAAUGAACUUAUUUCCAUAUAAAUAUUUUUUCUUUUUAUCUUUUGGUGUGAGAGAUCAAAGGUUCAAAGUUUAACUCCUAAGAGACAUUUGCAUAAAGAAGCAAUGUGACGAUAGAAAGAGAGGUUUUCACUGCAAUUAUUUCUUGGCUUCUAUGGUUAACUAAGUCCAAAAACAGCUGUCAGAAGCUAGAGAGCAGAACAUGGGAAACUGAGCUAUGGACUGAAAGCAGAAAGUUUGCCUGGGGGAAAAAGGGACAACAUUGUUACCAGUGAAUCAAUGCCUGGAUAAAAAGGAAAGCUUAUGUGUGCAACAGGGGCCAUAAGCACAGCAAGGCUGGGAAGGAAGAUAAUGCACAAUCCUCAACCUUUGAGGUUUUGUCUUUCCAAACUUAACUCUUUGGCAACAGGAGACAGGUUUUGCCAGUUCAAGGUUCACUCCCUAUCUGUGAUUACAGGACUUGUAUGUGGAAAUGGAUUAACAUACCCGUCUAUGCCUAAAAGAUAAUAAAACUGAAAUAUGUCUUCACAUA
This is a messenger RNA of Balaenoptera ricei (Rice's whale), 4916 nucleotides long. RefSeq names its product activated leukocyte cell adhesion molecule (gene ALCAM). The transcript is spliced from 16 exons. The record is from RefSeq and is a predicted model, not a curated record. Bases 694 to 2445 code for a protein of 583 amino acids. Gene Ontology annotation, cellular component: plasma membrane. Gene Ontology annotation, biological process: cell adhesion. Lineage: Eukaryota; Metazoa; Chordata; Mammalia; Artiodactyla; Balaenopteridae.